AUGACGAUCUCCGAUAACCCUCGACUGGAAAAAUCCCGGACUGUGAAAUCUCGAUACCUUUCACCCGUCUCCGCCGCCGAACCACCACAAUCUUUACCGCCGUCUCCGAAUUACAACCACCCUCUCUCUCCCAAUCGCCACCACAGCCAGAAACCAAAAUCAUCUUUAAAAAACAGUACUGGAUUGCUUCGUGGAGUUUGGCCUUCUUCCACUCCUCGCUCAUCAAAAUCCCACAAUGAAAACAUAUCCACCACCGCCACCGCCGCCACCACCGACACUGCCAGUGCCACCAGUACGACGCUGGCUGAUUACCUUGGAGACGAUCGGAAAAAAGAUGGCCUUGGUCCGAAGUUUCUUAAGCAAAGAAGCUGUUCGGAGUUUAGUCGGUUUGAGAACGAUCCGAAGAAACAAAACAACUUGAAGGAGAAUCAUAAGCCCAUUUUCGGAGGUGGGUCGAUGAGAUACACCGGGAAGUUCAGGUUCCCCGGAAGAUCAUCGACUUCGUCUUCACCAACCUCAUCUGAUGACGGAAGUAGAGGAAAGCUCACAGAUAUAAUGCCUGGGAGAUUAUCAGUAGAUGAAAACGCACUUCGUCGAAGAUCAUACUCCCGACCAAGAUCAGAUCAUUCUUUCUCUGACGACUCGGAGUGUAGUGAUAUGGACUCUUCGUUCAUCUCAAACUCUCUGACAUCAUACAUGGCACCCACAUUGAGCUCUAGAAAAUCCGCAAUGAAAAAGGUGAUGAAAAAGGCAAAUUCAUUAUCGAAAUGGGGUUCAUCGCCAAGCCGACCUGAAUCACCCCCUACGCCAACAAGCACGUCAUUUUCAAGCGCGAAGCCUCCAACAAGUCCCUCAAAAACAGGAAAAAAGAACUUUUUGCAUAUGGGUCUUGAUUUGAUCAAAAGUAAGAAAAACGGGCCGGGUUGUUCGUCACCAAUUGGUUCGGGCAUGGGAAUGGUGGAGACUGUCCAUCAGUUAAGAAUCAUGCAUGGAAGUUGGAUGAGGUGGAGGUAUGCCAAUGCUAGAGCAAAUGUUGUUAACGAAACCCUAGAUGAUAAGGCUAAGAAGGAUUUACUACACGCAUGGGAAAACAUCACGAAGUUGCAACAAUCCGUGUUACAAAAGAGAUUACGAUUGGAGAGAGAGAAGUUAGAAAUGAAGCUCAACUUCAUACUUCAUUCCCAAAUGAAGAUGUUGGAAGCAUGGAGAGACAUGGAAAGGAAACACAUAUCGGAUGUUUCGAUGACAAAAGAUUGUUUAGAGGGUGUUGCAUGUAAAGUACCCCUCAUCGAAGGCGCUAAGAUGGAUCCUCAAAUAUCUUCAAUUUCACUUAGACAUGCAACAGAUUUGGUUGCCUCAGUCAUGUCUAUGAUGUCAUUUCUAGAUCCCACGGCUCAUGAGACUGUUUCAACGUUUAAGGAGCUUGCAAAGGUUGCAAGCCAGGAGAAACUGUUGCUUGAAGAGUGCUUUGAACAUUUCAGAGUAAUUUCCACUUUAGAGAUUGAAGAGAGGAGUCUAAGGUGUAACGUUAUCGAAGUUGCUUCAUUCGGUGAUCAACACUGA
This is a messenger RNA of Lactuca virosa, 1563 nucleotides long. NCBI's taxonomy places the organism in Eukaryota, Viridiplantae, Streptophyta, Magnoliopsida, Asterales, Asteraceae. The record is from the annotation of a GenBank genome assembly.